Theileria equi strain WA is the source of this 1347-nucleotide messenger RNA. Its product is annotated as histone deacetylase, putative. The record is from RefSeq and is a predicted model, not a curated record. Bases 1 to 1347 code for a protein of 448 amino acids. Lineage: Eukaryota; Apicomplexa; Aconoidasida; Piroplasmida; Theileriidae. Gene Ontology annotation, molecular function: histone deacetylase activity. The transcript has a single exon.
AUGGAUAAGCGCGUAUCAUACUUUUAUGACCCAGAUGUGGGUAGUUAUUAUUAUGGCCCUGGGCAUCCUAUGAAGCCUCAGAGAAUUCGCAUGGCACAUGCUUUGGUCUUGAGUUAUGAUUUGUAUCGCCAUAUGGAAAUUUUUCGUCCUCACAAGGCUGUGGAACCUGAGUUACUUUCUUUUCAUGAUAGUGAGUACGUCCACUUCCUAUCAGGAGUUAGCCCUGAGAAUUACAGGGAUUUUACAUACCAACUAAAGCGUUUUAACGUGGGCGAGGCUACUGAUUGCCCAGUUUUUGACGGUCUUUACGUGUUCCAGCAAUCUUGCAGUGGUGCUUCGAUAGAUGCUGCCUAUCGCCUAAAUAACCAACAAGCUGAUAUUUGUAUCAAUUGGUCUGGCGGAUUGCAUCACGCGAAGAGAUCUGAGGCAUCAGGAUUUUGUUACUUGAAUGAUAUAGUACUCGGUAUUCUAGAACUUUUGAAAUAUCAUGCGAGAGUCAUGUAUAUUGAUAUAGAUGUACAUCAUGGAGAUGGCGUAGAAGAGGCCUUCUAUGUAACCCACCGUGUAAUGACUGUUAGCUUUCAUAAGUUUGGAAACUUUUUCCCCGGUACUGGAGAUGUUACUGACGUUGGUGUCUCUUCGGGUAAAUAUUAUAGCGUGAACGUUCCAUUGAAUGAUGGUAUGGAUGAUGAUAGUUUCGUGGAUCUCUUUAAAGUAGUCGUGGGAAAAUGUGUAGAGGUAUAUUGCCCUGGUGCAAUAGUUUUACAAUGCGGAGCAGAUUCACUUACUGGAGACCGUCUUGGACGUUUCAAUUUGACAAUCAAGGGACAUGCGGCUUGCGUCCAGUUUGUACGUUCUUUGAACAUCCCGUUGUUGGUAUUGGGUGGCGGUGGCUAUACAAUAAGAAAUGUUGCGCGUUGCUGGGCAUAUGAAACGGGUAUUAUACUUGACAAACACGAGGAUAUGUCUAACCAGAUAUCACUCAAUGAUUAUUACGAUUACUAUGCUCCAGAUUUUCAAUUGCAUCUCACUCCUUCACAGAUGACUAAUUACAACACUCCGGAGCAUCUUGAAAGGAUAAAGACAAAGAUACUGGAGAAUCUAAAGUAUGUGGAAAGGGCACCAGGUGUACAGUUUGCACACGUUCCACAGGAUUUCUUACGGCCAGAUGACGAUGUAGACGAAAUAGAACAAUCCGAAGUCUUUGACGAAGGUGGUGGCCUCACUAUUUUCAAAAGAAGGGACCCCGAAACACCCCCAAUCUAUAGCAACCACAAACUUAGGAGGAAGGACGCAAAGAAUGAGUAUUAUGACCUCCCAGAUAGGGAUCAACAGAUUCCAAUAUAG